Messenger RNA from Melampsora larici-populina 98AG31, 162 nucleotides. RefSeq lists its product as uncharacterized. The coding region runs from base 1 to 162 and encodes 53 amino acids. Lineage: Eukaryota; Fungi; Basidiomycota; Pucciniomycetes; Pucciniales; Melampsoraceae. The record is from RefSeq and is a predicted model, not a curated record. The transcript is spliced from 2 exons.
AUGAUUUAUGCACAUCAAGAUAAAGAAUUUGAUUUGAAAGUAGGAUUCAAAUCUACUGUGAUUUCAUUUCAUAUAAAUACCAAAUUGAUUUUAACUGGAUUUAGUUUUACCAUGAUUACUUUCUUCCUUUUUCUUCUAUUUCUUUUGAUCAUCUCUUCAUGA